Theileria annulata is the source of this 1290-nucleotide messenger RNA. RefSeq lists its product as uncharacterized. The record is from RefSeq and is a predicted model, not a curated record. The coding region runs from base 1 to 1290 and encodes 429 amino acids. Lineage: Eukaryota; Apicomplexa; Aconoidasida; Piroplasmida; Theileriidae. The transcript is spliced from 5 exons.
AUGUGUAUAAUUGAUCCCAGCUCUAUUUUCGCAUGUGCGACUUUGGGUUGCGGGGUGUUAAGUACCGCCUAUCUAGCAUCAAAUAUCAAUAAAAUUCCUCACCCAUCAGAAUGUGGAUUGAUUGGAAGAUUGUGUCUUAUGACCAAGAUUCACUCACAUGAACCCCUUGAACUAACAAUCAAGUUCAAAAACGCCACUUCUGAAUUUGGAAAGGGGAAUUAUUUCAUCGAAGUUGUUUCAGGCAGGUUCAAAUAUGCCACCGAUUAUUUUAAACCCAAAAACAAUGAACUAGUACUUAAUGUUGAUUUGCCAGUACACUUAAGACAAUGCGAUGACCACAUAACCAUUAACCUGUACAAGCAUCACUUGAUGAAAAAUAAGCUUUGGGGCACAUUAAAACUCACACUUGAUAAUAUUUUAAAUAUACCAAGACAAAGACGAUAUACCUUGGAAGGAUCACCACCUACCCAUAUAUUUUUUUCAAUAAAUAGGUUCGGAUCGGACCUCGUGGAGGAAAUGGAAUCGCCCUUAAAAAAGUAUGCACUUAUAGAGCUACAAAACGAUGGAGAAAAGGACGUGCAAGGAUAUAUGUCAAAGUAUCUAAAUAAUAGUUCCGAAAACAAAAAGCUUAGGUUUUAUUCGUCCGCAGUCUCAGGCGAACUAGAGAUCAUGAAUGAUUUAACCAUCAAUUAUAAGGAAUUCUAUUUUAAAGCAAUUGAACUCACUUCAGGCUACUGGGUCUGGUGUUAUUGGAAGAAUAGAGAAGACUACAAGAAUAAAAAAGAGGAGAAAGGGUACAUACCUAUAAGGUCAAUUAGUUUAGUUAAAAAGGAUAGGAAAAAGAAUGACAGAUUUUAUGUCCGCUAUCAAGAUAUGAGAGGAUACAAUCAAGAGUUUUUCGCAAAGAGUAUUAAUCGCGACAGAAAUUCAUGGGUAGAUUGCCUAAACGAGUUUAUACAAAUGGCAAGAACAGUUUUCGAGAAUACCGACAGGUACCAACUGUUGAAGUUACAGCUAAAUUCCGAGCCUAAUGCCUUCAAGAAAGUCAUGGGUGCAUCACCGAGGUUUAAGUUAGUUGGUCUAGACUCUGGAUCAUCAGAGGAAGAUUACAAAGAUGAGAACCCAGACUUCAAUUCAGAUGAUUUAUACAAUAAAAUUGGUGAAAAUUCCGACGAAGAGGAUCUUAAGUACCCAGACAAAUCUGAGGAUUCUCAAUACACAUCGCUAGAAAAUAACAUUCUGAAAAGCAACAUAAAAUUUAUGGAAUCCAAUCUCUACAGACAAAUUUAA